Molecule: messenger RNA, 2164 nt
Organism: Astyanax mexicanus (Mexican tetra)
Lineage: Eukaryota; Metazoa; Chordata; Actinopteri; Characiformes; Acestrorhamphidae
Product: tubulin epsilon and delta complex protein 2
Exons: 10
Coding region: 194-1483 (429 amino acids)
Source: RefSeq, a predicted model, not a curated record
GAGCUUCCGUUAGAGCGGCAGAAGCUGUGUUUUUAGCGCAGCUAGCUUAGUUUAUAGUUAUAAACUGUUUAUAUAGCGUUAAAAGCGAAGUAUUACAGUUCUAGAAAUAUAUAACCUUCAUAUUUACACAGAAACGCGCGGGGUCGGUGUGUAGCAGCUCGCUGUCCGGGGAAGGCAGGCCAGCUCUCUGAUAAUGUCAGUUUCUUUGGAUGAAGUUAUUAAAAUGUGCUGCACACAACAGGCAAAACUCACAGAAACCAUCAAACAGUGCAGAGAUAUCCUACACUCCAUGAAGGUUCCUGUGAUCCAUAUUAGUGAAGCUGACAGAUCAGCAAGUGUGUGUGUAAAAAAUGAAGACAUUCCUGUAAAAGAACUGCAAGAAAUCGAUCUAUUGGAACAAGUUCUAAAAAAGGCUGUGAAAGUCCGCAGCAGCUCUGCCCUGCUCAAAAACCAUGGAGCACAAUUACAAGAAAAGAAACCUGUAGAAAACAGCAAUCGAGUACCAGUCUCUAUCAAAACCACGGCUAAAGAUUCUGUUCAAAUAAAACCCAAAAAAUCAACACAGACUGGUCCUGCCAGGAGAGGACCUUCAGCUCAGACCACCGUCAGAGCGAAACCACUGGUAGCGAAACCUGCGACAGUACAGAUCUCCAGUACUGCUGUUCAAAAGUCUUCCAGCCAGAGCACCGACUCCAAAACCUCCACUGAGGAGAAGAUUAUAGCUGGACCACCGACUGACGACAUGCAGUUAAAAUCAGCAGGACAAGUGUCUCUUCUAAAAGAGCCAAUGGUGCUUUCUCCCUGGUUUCCAGUAUGGCAAGCGCAAAGGACCAAAAAGAACAGACUGUGGAAUAAAGUUCUGAGCCGACACUCCAAGCCGGUACCUGAGCGAACUCACUUUCGAGAGAGACUCAGCAGCACUUUCCCGAAGGAUUGGCUCUCUGGACAGGUAUCAGUCAGACAGGCGGAGCUGGACUCCCUCACGCAGCUCGGACUGGACCUGAGUCAGUGCUACCGCGCCUCGCUCCGGAACCAGCAGCCGCUAUCAACCCGCGGGCCGGGCACCGAUCCAGAAGCAUCACUGGAGAGGCAGUAUGAAUCGGUGCUGAUGCUGCAGGGACUGGAGAGAAUGAUGAUCGGAGUCAUUAAAGAAGGAGACCGCCUUAAAAAAGAGUCUGAGAGGAACACCGGGGGGGCAUUAUUUCCAGUCCGAAGGAGAAGUAUGUGGUCCUGUCUGCCCCCUCUACUGUCCUACAGCACUGAAGCAGAGCUGGAGGAGCUGAACACGCUACAGCUGAGAGUAAAUCAGCUUCAGCUGGAGAUUCACCUGCACCAGGCCAUGUCUGACACCCCUACACAUCCUCAGUGCUCCAUACCUGGCUCUCUGAGUGCUGCUUCACUGCGGGGUCUGUAUUCACUGCUUGGAGAGGGAGGAGCACAGUUUCCUACACUAGUUCUGGACUCUGAACCUCAACAGACAUAAAAAAUAAAGACUGAUGGUCAGUAAAGCAGCUGGACUUCAGGUCACAUAUGAUUAAUGUGAUUAUGUGAACCAUUAACACAAAAAAUGGACCGUUUUAGGACCCUGAGAUGUGAUGGGAGGGGAUCAUCUUAAACGCUGAACUAGAAGAUAUUUAUUUUUGCAGUUUUCUUUCUUUCUUUGCGUGUGUAAGUGUGUGAGACAGCUGUGUGUGCGGAAAGGCUGUUAUCUGCUGUGAUAAACGCUCGAUCUGAGAGCUGCAGCUGUUCUGAUAGAGCAGAAUGAAUAAAUCUGCCAGCUGCUCAUCUUUUGUCAUUAAUGGCUCAUUCUUCUGCUCACUGCGGGUUUUAAUCACUGCUGGAGAUAAUUUUCAGGCUUUUCAGCUUUUUAACAGCUGUUACUGACGACCAGAACUGAAUUUGUAGCUCAGGGAGAUCAGUGAUGCUUUAUAUUAUGUAUUUUUAUGGUAGGUUUUCACCAGUAGAGGCCACUGUAUUACUGUUUUUAUCAGUACUUAUUUGGUCAGUCCUUAAAAGCCAGUUCUCUUGUGGUGCGUGUGUGUUGUUUUCUGUUUUACAUCCUUAAAGAGUGAUUUGACUGGUUAAUAAGCUAAUGUGAAUGGUCCUUUUGAGUUUUAAAGGAGAGAAUGCAUUAAAACUGCAAAAUAAAUGUGGUUUAAAAUGA